Molecule: messenger RNA, 4057 nt
Organism: Dermacentor andersoni
Lineage: Eukaryota; Metazoa; Arthropoda; Arachnida; Ixodida; Ixodidae
Biological process (GO): negative regulation of transcription by RNA polymerase II
Cellular component (GO): PRC1 complex
Molecular function (GO): promoter-specific chromatin binding
Source: RefSeq, a predicted model, not a curated record
CUUGCAUGCGCGUCGAGCCGCGGUCACCAUAGCAGUGGGCAGAAUCGUGUGCACGUUGAUCUUGCGCUUCCUCGGUGCAUCGUAAAAUAAUGUUUUCCCUUGGGCAAGCUCCGUCGUACGCGCCGCGCAACGAUGGGACGUUUUCAGGUCUAAUGAAGGCCCUGUACAAUGAUCCGUUCAAAUGGCAAGUUAUCAAGAGCUGGUCCAUGUUCUGUUUUGGCAUCUACCUCGCUAAAGAAUUCGCGGGUGUCGACCUCAUGGCCCCGUCGCCGGCAUUAUAAGGACGCCCGCGUAUGGAUGGAUGUCGCUAAACAGCUGCACAGUUUCCACGACCACGGCUGUCGACUGAGCCUUUGGAACUGAAGUCAUACCGAAUUAUAAUGAAUGCGUUGCAAUGGAUCGCUUAGCGGGACCACGAUGUCCAUUGGCGCCCAUUCGUUCAUGACACAUCCGAAAUAAAACUAUUCUGCAUUUUGCUGCGGCCAUCGGUUGUAUUUGUUCUGUUUUCGCAUGUCAGUGUGAAAAAUGUGCGCAGUAGCUUGCUGAAACAACGAAUUCAAAAAUGAAUAAAUCUGCGUUUCAGUCAACGCGUGCGAUUCAUAAAAACGUAGCGUUUGAAACCUUGCAGUGCAGUAGAUUCACGGUGAGACAUUCGUCUGUAUAAUUUGCCGUGCGAAUCGACGGAUCAUCCUGUCAUCACGUUUCCUAAUAAAGGGGCACGUAGUUCAUUGGAACAUGGAACUGCUACAAACAUACAAAGGAACACGGAUAUCGCGUCAGUCAAGUGAGGUCACGUGACGUCCGCGCAUGGCGUCGGCUUCGGUUUGCGACAGUUUUUGUCAAAAGGGAAACUUAUUUCGUGUUUUUCUUCGUUUGUGCGCGUUUGAACCCGAGUUGGCGCAUAAGUGAGGAAUAAUGAAUUGACAAGAUGCAGGGAGCGGGGCGGAAGAAAUUGGUCGAGCUUAACCCCCAUCUGACCUGUGUCCUAUGCGGCGGCUACUUCGUUGAUGCGACCACCAUCAUUGAAUGUUUACACUCAUUCUGCAAGACGUGCAUCGUAAGGUACCUUGAAAAGCACAAACUAUGUCCAGUCUGUGACGUUCAAGUGCAUAAGACACGGCCACUUUUGAAUAUCCGGUCAGACCAGACGCUUCAGGAUAUUGUGUACAAAUUGGUCCCAGGCCUCUUCAGAAAUGAGAUGCGAAGACGACGGGAGUUUUACGCCAGCUUGCCCCCAUCUGAACGCUCGUCUAGGCCGAUAUCAAGCGAGGGAAGAGGAGACGUUCGCAACGUUGAGCGGCUCAUCUUCAACCGUGAGGAUUUGAUCAGCGUGUCCCUGGAAUACAGUGCCCGGGAUAUUCUGCCCAUUCGACCAUUGUUGCUGGGGCCUCCUCUACCUGAAAGCCAGGAAAGUCCUCCAGGCAGCCACCGGUACCUCCUUUGUCCUGGUGGAUUUACCGUGGGCCACCUCAAGAAAUUCCUGAGGGCAAAGUUUGGUUUGUCCAAGAACCAUGAGGUGGAUGUGAUGUACAUGCAUGACCACCUCCUGGAUGAAUAUGCUCUCAUGGACCUUGCCUACAUUUACUCUUGGCGCAGGAAUGCCCCCAUGCGGUUGCUGUACCGAUUUCCUGUGCUACCACCAUCACUCAUGAGUUCGAGCUCAAAGGCAGAUGAAGCGGUCCCUGUGCCACCAGAUGAAGGAAAAAGCAUUUUCAUCGGAUCCACUGCGUCCCAUCAGACCAGUGACCUGCCACCAGCUGGCUCUGCAUCAAGUAAAAGGGGACGUGCUCCUUCCAGUAGUGCCAGUGCGAAUGCUAAUGCAGUGUGUGCCACCAAUCCUAGCCAUGUGAACCCCGCAAGUGGUAACUGCAGUGACACAGGCAAUGGUAGUGCUAACCGCUCCAGUACAAUUAACCGUGUCAAUUCUGGUUUUUCCCAGAAUACCACUUCACUCAGCAACAAGGACACUGCUGCUGUUGGCAUAGCAGCAGACUCUCAAAAGCCAGUUGGGCCAAUCAGCACGAAUCGUGAAAGCUCUCCUGCAAAGCAACCUGUUGAGACUUCUUCAAACAAGCGUGUAGAAAAUGCUAGGUCUAAACAGGGUGCUGUAAGCUAUACUGGCAAUGUCAGUGGUUUGUCACCAGCAGGAAGCCCACAGCCACCACGAAACCAACAGCCGUUACAAAGUCAACAAUUGCCACAAAGCCAGCAGCAACCACAAGGCCAGCAGCCAUCACAACAAUUGCCACAAGUGCAGCAAACUCCACAAAGUCAACAACCACCACAAAACCAACAACAAAGGAGCCCACAAGUUGUUAAACUUCCUGCAAGCAUGGAGUGCACUCCUUGUUUGCCCACGCCUCGUGCUACUGGCAUCAAACCCGGUGUUGAACAGAAAGUGCCGUCCAGUGGGGCAAGUUCCAACCAGCCAGCGGCUUGGAUUGGCCGCACGCCCGGUUCCAGCCCAACAGCUAGUCGUGUGGUGACCAGUGGACAGAGACCUGGAAGCAAGGCUGCCGUGUUUUCGAAGACUACACCACCAUCACAUCGCAGAAAUGGUCUAUCAACAGCGAACGGUGUGCACGGCAAUUUGCGACUCAUCUUGCCUGCGCCAGCCAAGGCUAAUGGUCUCACGGACAGUAGGGAAGUGUUGCCAAAGGCCACUAAGGCAAGCAGUCGACCGAGUGACAGCCCAAGCAGCCCAGCCAAGCGGCCACACUUGGACUCACGGCCUGGCAAGGAGGCUGCGGUGUCAUGACCUUGGACACCUAUGCGCGUGUGUAUAUAGGAAGGCACAGCACAACUACUUCAAAGCAGGUCGUUUCCAGCAAAGAUACAUGUGCGUUAUUGCUAGUGAAGUGCAGUUAAGACACAGAUUCGUUAACUACAGCAGUGCAUUAUGUCUUCUUGUUCCUGCUGGCAAUCCAUGCGAGUAUGCUUUCACAAACUGGAGACAGUUGAUAACACGUGAAGACAUCUGCUGGCAGCAUUUCUUCUUUACCACAAGCUGAUUAUAAGGAUGGUUGGUGAAGGCUUAAAAGUAAAGUGUAAUAAUUUAGGCUGCCACAAAUGGCUUGCGAAUUUUCUUUCCUAUAUGUUUCAAGAACGUUAAUUAUUGUUUUAGUUCCUCUAAGUUGUGCAGAUAGCCCUCUUUACAGUAUUUCUUGCCGUUAAAAUGUGCAGGUAACCCUUCUCUUAACAAGUCUAUCUCCUUUCUGCUCUCAGCAUAGUGGAGAGCCACAUGUGCAGCAUCAUUACGGUUCUCUGCUGGACAUAUAAAAUUGCUUUAUAGGUAGGGUCACUUACGAGCACAAUAUGCAGCUGGGAACUUCCAGUAGGAGUGAAAAAUCAGGGCCGCGAUAUUGUAGCGAUGCCUUUUCCCGAUCUUAAUGCCUUUCAGCACUUCGUGUUCGUGAGUGGCCAUGUUUGAUGCUCCACGCAGGGCAUCUCUUAACUACUCCUGAACGCGAAAAGUGCCGAAAGGAAUUAGCAUCGAAAAAGGCAUCGCUACAAAAUUGCAGCCCCCGAAGUAAUGAGUAAUCUCCUGGAUGCUGAUCCUGCUUUGAAGUAGUGUUGCGUACUAUUAAGUUAUUUACCUGGGGGCCACUGCAACAAGGAAGUUGAAGCAGUGUUUUGGACGCUUCAUAUACUGUGUGAUACAGCUCUAAGCUGUCUCAUUUCGCAAGCAAUGCAAAGAGCAUGCUUAGACUGACCACACCGAGCUUGUCACAAUUGCAAGGCACAAGAAGCCUCGUGUUACAUAGCAACUAUCAGAUGUGUAUUAUAUUUUUGCACUUAUAUUGAAGCACGUGUAUAAAGGAUUUGUACAGAAAUGAAGCCCCAACGGUGCCUGAGCCAUCAUCAUUUUUGACUAGCGCUAUCUUAAAGCACACAUACAGAGGUAUUGUACAGAAAUAACGCUCCAAUGGUGCUCUUUCACCACUUUGACCAGCAGUGCCGUUUCCAAAGCUAUACUCUGUUUUUCAUCGAAGUGCCAGUUUACAAAUGUAAUAAAGAACAUUGAAUCCUCAAUUGGCAGGUGGAAAUGCCAAUCCCA